ACCAUUGUGAGUGAAGGAGGGGUGCGUAGAAGAGAAGCUACUCCUAAACAUAAAAAGAUACAUCUUUAACGAAAACUGCAAUUGAGUAGAUACCUUUUCACAUUGUUUUAGUCAUGACUGGAGUCUUAAAAGACAUUUAUUGGACUUAAUCAUAAACUAACGUAUAAACAGCAACAAUACAACCCCUACCUUUACAGUCACCGGGCUUUCUGUAGUAGUUGACUUUUAAAUCCACUUCUACUCAUUGGUUUUCAUGUUAUAAGAAGAAAAUAUAUGUUGGACGGAUAUUUGUCGAAAAAAGAAGAUUAAAAAUGACCCUCACGUCAAAGACUCCACGUUUCAAAUCCAAGUUUAUCACUACUGAGCUGGCUCAUCUGUUCAGCCAUUCGGACAGUGAGGAGGAGUUUGAAGGUUUCAGCGAGGAUGAGCAAGAGGAGGACAGAGGAUCUCUUAACAAACAGCUAAAGACCAAGAUGGGGAAUUCAGAGGAGGACAGUGAUGUGGACACAGGUUUCUACUCUGAUGGCGAGGAGAACCCUCCACCAAAGAGGAAGAGUCUUUUGGUAGCCUUGAGGUUUCCUAACAAAAGAACACCGACCCUCAAACAAAAACUGGAAGAGCAAAAUGCCAAAAAGGAAAACAAAGUCAAAGAAGCCCCUCCUGCACAGAUGAGAACUAGAGGAAGGCAGAGGAAGCAGCAGCAGCUGGAUGAAGACGAAGACGAAGGCCUGUCUCAGAGCCUGAGGAAACGCGACAAGAACAUCCAGGAAAACAAGGCCAUGCUGGCUAAGCUGUUUGCUGAUCUGAGCUCCGUGGCUGACCUUACCCCGCCCACCACCCCUCAAAAGAAGAAGCGGUCGCCCUUGAAAGUGACUUCACAGAAACGCAAGUAUGUACCAGAGGUUGGGUCAGAAAGGAGAAACCCGUCCCGUAAGGCUCGUCCUCCUGAGAACUUUGCAGUGGAGGAAAAGAGCGAGCCAGUCCAACGCAGAGGCCAAAGAUCUAUAGACAUCAGUAGACUGGUGGAGGUGGAUGAGGAAUAUGCCAAUGGGAGAAAGAUAAAGCGUUCCAGGAAGAGCCAGUACAACGUAAGGUCAGUUGACGAUAUCACCGAAGAAGAACUGGACAACAUAGCGUACCGCAGCAAAGACAAGAUCUGGGACAAAGAGAAUGGCAGCUCGUGUCACCAGUGCAGACAGAAGACUCUGGACACCAAGACAGUGUGUCGCAGUGGUUUCUGUGUGGGGGGCAAAGGUCAGUUCUGUGGUCCGUGCCUGAAGAACCGCUAUGGGGAGGACGUACGUGACGUGCUGCUUGACCCGAAGUGGUGGUGUCCCAUCUGCCGAGAGAUGUGUAACUGCAGUCUGUGUCGUAAGAAGGAGGGCCGCUGUGCGACCGGCAUCCUGGUGGGAUUGGCCCGCUACAACGGCCACGACAAUGUCCACGAGUAUCUGGAGAGCAUUCGGAAGGAUCUGGACUAAAGUCCACAGAGAAGAGGAGAACCUGCUCAUACAGCUAGAACCUGGAGCAGGAUCUUGUGCUACACAGUACCGUAGAACUCAUUUCUAACGCACAUUUUUAGGUUUAGAUCAAUCUUUUAUCUAAUUAGAGAAAGAAGAGCAAAGAUAUGUUGUUGUUUUAAUGUCACAUUAAAGAUAUACUAUGCAGUAUUUUUCAAAAAAAAUAAACGGCAAUGUAUAGACUCAUACAGUCCCUCAUCCUAUACGAACCACUAAAUAUAUGUGCAGUGUCUGUAACCACAGCCUUUGCACAUUGGAUGUGUUGCUCCCAACGGCACACAGUUGAGACCAGGGCUUUAUAGAAAAGGUAGCGAGCAGGUCAUAUCACUGACUCCAGCUCUCUCUGUCUGUGUUGUGGAUGUAUAAAGAGCUGCAGGUCUGUGAGUCUGUUUGGCUGCAGGCCGGUGGUGACACACACACACACACACACAGCAAAGAGGCUACAGCGGACGAGGUGAAGCAUGCGCUUUCACUGCAUUCACACAAAAUCCGGCAAAGUGUCACCUUCCCGCAAUGAAGUGGCUGUUAAACAGAGAAUCAGAAAAUAAUGUUUUGUCCGAAACAUUUCUUUGUUUUGCUAACGCCGCUCCACCUCAUCAUCCACUCUCUCUGUCUCACUCAACCACUGCUGCUCUCGCUUGUUGAGAUGAGGAGGAGGGGCCAACUCAACAAAUACUGCAUAGUAGGCUUUUAACAUAAGGCACAUACACUGUUUAUAUGUUUUAUAUAUCCUGAUUUAGGGCUGCAUGAGAUGCAGGGAUGUUUUUGUUGUUUUUAAAGUCUACUCAGUUUUUAGUUGUGAGUUUUCAUUUCAAUACUUUUACUCUUUAUGUUCACUAGGACCAAUGUAACAUGGUUAUGUGGUUAUGUUCUAUGUCAUGGAUGCAAAAGGAGCAUUUCAUACUGUAUACCAACUACUUUUCUAAAAGUGAGUAGCUUUGCAACAUUGUUGUCAGUCCACUGUAAAUUUUUAAUAAAGAAUGGCAUUAUCUAAA
Messenger RNA from Centropristis striata (black sea bass), 2515 nucleotides. RefSeq names its product cell division cycle associated 7b (gene cdca7b). The record is from RefSeq and is a predicted model, not a curated record. NCBI's taxonomy places the organism in Eukaryota, Metazoa, Chordata, Actinopteri, Perciformes, Serranidae. Gene Ontology annotation, cellular component: nucleus. Gene Ontology annotation, biological process: regulation of DNA-templated transcription. The transcript is spliced from 10 exons. The coding region runs from base 312 to 1481 and encodes 389 amino acids.